AUGGCUCAACUCAAAUUUGCAAUCCUUGAUGACUACCAGGGCAUUGCGCCUGCCUAUUUCACUCAUCUCGAAUCGCGAGUUGAAAUUUCCAGUUUUCCCGAGACCCUCGACCCCCGCGAUCCCGCACAGCACGAUGCACUCGUCCAGCGACUCCUUCCCUUCGAUGUCAUCCUGGCCAUGCGCGAGCGAACACCCUUUGCCGCUAAAACAAUUGCGGCACUCCCCAAUUUGAAACUCCUUUUGACUACGGGAACCCGCAACUUGGCGCUCGACCUCGAGGCAUUUACACGUUCCAACGUGGUUGUUGCAGGUACUGAGGGUCGUCCCCCUGGUGUCAAUUCGACGGUGCAGCACACAUGGGCGCUGAUCCUGGGACUUGCUCGGAAUAUAGCCCGUGACGAUGCUGCGGUCAAACGUGGUGCGUGGCAAGGCUCUCUAGGUGUCAACUUAUCUGGGAAAACACUAGGGGUGCUCGGCUUGGGAAAACUAGGAUCGCAAGUAGCCAAUAUUGGAAGUCUGGCAUUUGGAAUGAAAAUCCUAGCAUGGUCGGCCAACUUGACUCAAGAAAAGGCCGAUGAGCAAGCGAAAGCUCAAGGUCUGCCGGCGGGAACCUUCGCUGUUGCCGCAUCCAAAGAGGAUUUCUUCGCACAGGCUGAUAUUGUCAGUGUACACAGUGUGCUAUCGGAUCGGAGCCGUGGAAUUGUUGGUACAGCUGAGUUGGCGAACAUGCGAUCCUCUGCAUUUAUCAUCAAUACUUCACGUGGGCCUUUGAUUAACGAAACGGCGCUCCUGGAGGCCUUGAAUGCGGGCCGUAUUCGUGGCGCUGCACUUGAUGUCUUCGACCCUGAACCAUUGCCUCUUGAUAGCCCGUGGCGUACUACCCGCUGGGGACAAGAUGGACGCAGUGAGGUGCUGCUUUCGCCCCACAUGGGAUAUGGAGAGGAGGAGCUAUUACGAGGCUGGUAUCGCGAAACAGCCGAGAAUUUAGAGCGGUGGUUAGAUGGACAGGAAUUAUUGCGCAGAUUGAAUUGA
This is a messenger RNA of Penicillium paradoxum, 1032 nucleotides long. Its product is annotated as D-2-hydroxyacid dehydrogenase family protein. NCBI's taxonomy places the organism in Eukaryota, Fungi, Ascomycota, Eurotiomycetes, Eurotiales, Aspergillaceae. The coding region runs from base 1 to 1032 and encodes 343 amino acids. The transcript has a single exon. Gene Ontology annotation, molecular function: oxidoreductase activity, acting on the CH-OH group of donors, NAD or NADP as acceptor; NAD binding. The record is from RefSeq and is a predicted model, not a curated record.